Molecule: messenger RNA, 1519 nt
Organism: Callorhinchus milii (elephant shark)
Lineage: Eukaryota; Metazoa; Chordata; Chondrichthyes; Chimaeriformes; Callorhinchidae
Product: eukaryotic translation initiation factor 4E
Exons: 5
Biological process (GO): translational initiation
Cellular component (GO): eukaryotic translation initiation factor 4F complex; cytoplasm
Molecular function (GO): translation initiation factor activity; RNA 7-methylguanosine cap binding
Source: RefSeq, a predicted model, not a curated record
UCUGGUUACAGAUGGGCACUUUGGUUCUUCAAAAAUGACAAAAACAAAACUUGGCAAGCUAAUCUGCGUCUGAUAUCCAAAUUUGAUACAGUGGAAGACUUUUGGGCACUUUACAAUCAUAUACAACUCUGCAGUAAUUUAAUAUCGGGCUGCGAUUACUCUCUCUUUAAGGACGGUAUUGAACCUAUGUGGGAGGAUGAGAAAAAUAAACGUGGUGGGAGAUGGCUGCUCACCCUUUCUAAGCAACAAAGAAAAACUGAUCUGGAUCGUAUUUGGUUAGAAACUCUACUGUGCCUUAUAGGAGAAGCAUUUGACGAGCACAGUGAUGACGCAUGUGGUGCAGUAGUUAAUGUUAGAAACAAAGGUGACAAAAUAGCUAUAUGGACUACUGAUUGUGAAAAUAGAGAAUCUAUCACAUAUAUAGGGAGAAUUUAUAAGGAAAGAUUAGGUCUCCCUCCUAAGGUAGUGAUUGGCUACCAGUCGCAUACAGACACUGCCACAAAAAGUGGAUCAACGACCAAGAAUAAGUAUGUUGUUUGAGAAGGCACCAGUUGUUCGUUCAUCAUUAGAAGACUGGACACGUAAAGCAAUCUGAACUAAACCAAAGCUUCUAGUAAGCAGAUUGGACUGCAUUCUAAUAUUACACACAAGUCUGCAAGUUUUCAGUCAAUUUUCUAUUUUUGACUUUGUUCUCAGUGUUCUGUGGAAGUAACCCUUUCCCGUCAAAAUGUUUUAUUAAACCGAUUGACUCCUGAAAUUUUCUGGGAAAAGACAUUGCUUUUAAAGUAAACCAAUGUAAAGGAUAUAAGUUUUGUUAUAAUAGUUCCCCCAUUUACACUAAUAUGGCAGGGUUUAGAAAAUAAAACAAUGCUGGGGGCGGGGGCUGGGUUUAUAGAAGGAUUGUUAGUCAUUUUAGAAGGGAAAGGGUUGAUUCUCGUGUCUAAAUGUUAUAGUGCUUAGUAAUUUAGUUCUGAUUCUUGGCUUUGUUUUUAACAGCUAGCAGUGAGACUUGCUAUAAUCUGUGCUUUGAUGUUGGUUGUUAGAUUUAAUUUAUUUUUCUUGAUUUGAAAUUUUAAAAAAAGCUCUGUAAUAGCUUAGCUAAUUUAGUUCAUGAGAUGUAAUGCGUGGUUUGGGUCGGGGGGGGAAUUGUAUUGAAUUGGUAGUAUUAAAAAAUUGCCACGUGUAUUACUUACAGCUCUUGAUAUAUUAAUACAAGAUACAAAGUUUGAUUUGAAACUUUGACUUAAAUAAGCUUUUUCAGUUCACGAGUCCUUUUUUGGACUAUCGUGUGGAUUUUUUUCUCUUCCAAAAAAAAGUAUAUGUUUUUUUUAAAAUUGUAAUUACAUUCCUUGCUCGAGAUGUUAAGAUAUAUUAAAAUCCUCUAUGUUUUGUAUUGUUACACUGCAUUUCAAAACGUGUAUUCCUUGGAAGAAUCUAUUUGCAUUGGGUUGUUAAAGGCUGAUUUAGGAAAGCAGUCCCAAAAGCAUUCAUAUUAAAAGUGUAAAAAUAAAACUGUAAA